Molecule: messenger RNA, 753 nt
Organism: Chlorella variabilis
Lineage: Eukaryota; Viridiplantae; Chlorophyta; Trebouxiophyceae; Chlorellales; Chlorellaceae
Exons: 3
Coding region: 1-753 (250 amino acids)
Source: RefSeq, a predicted model, not a curated record
AUGACUGCAGCAGAGGCCCUAGCAGCGCAGCAGCACGGCGGUGGCCUGUUCAAUGCCCAGCGUAGCGAGGAGGAGCUGGCGGUGCUGCGCGCCUUUCCGCCCCGCACCCUGCCGGACCUGGCGGCCCAGCGGGACGUGCUCAAGGGCUACGCCGCCGCCUCGCCCGCCGCCGUGCUGGCCGGCUACUGUGGCGCCUACCUGCUGAUGCAGACGUUCGCCAUCCCGGGCACCAUCAUGCUGAGCCUGCUGGCGGGGGGCCUGUACGGCGUGUGGCGCGGCGGCGCCCUGGUGGCCGCCGUUAGCACGCUGGGAUCCUGCUCCUGCUACUGCCUGUCGUGGGCGCUGGGACAGCCGCUGGCGCACGCGCUCUGGCCCGAGCGCCUGGACAAGUACGCGGCAGAGGUGGGGGCCCGCCGCUCCGAGCUCCUCAACUACAUUGUCUUUCUUCGCCUGACGCCCAUCCUGCCCAACACCUUCAUCAACGUCGCCUCGCCCAUCGUCGGCGUGCCGCUGCUGCCCUUUGCGCUGGGCACGCUCUUCGGCUGCCUGCCCAACAACAUUGUGGCGGUGAACGCCGGCAGCCACCUGGGCGACCUGACGUCACUGGGGGACCUGUACAGCACCAAGCUGGUGGCCCUGGGCGCCGGCAUGGGCCUUGCGGCGCUGGCUCCCACGAUGCUGAAGCAGCGCCAUGCCCGGCAAGCGGCCGCCGCGGCCGCCGCGGGAGCGGCCAAGGCUGGCAAGCUGGCGUGA